Messenger RNA from Diorhabda carinulata, 1613 nucleotides. Its product is annotated as pancreatic triacylglycerol lipase-like. Gene Ontology annotation, biological process: lipid metabolic process. The transcript is spliced from 6 exons. Gene Ontology annotation, molecular function: lipase activity. The record is from RefSeq and is a predicted model, not a curated record. Bases 199 to 1308 code for a protein of 369 amino acids. NCBI's taxonomy places the organism in Eukaryota, Metazoa, Arthropoda, Insecta, Coleoptera, Chrysomelidae.
AGGACCGUCAUAAUAGUCAACGUAUAUAAACAAAUAUAAAUAAUUCGAGUUGUUAUUUAGCGCUAGAUACAGUCGAACAUUUCGGGUUCCAAGAACCUUAAUGGAUGUGUGGAAGGUCGAUGUUUAAAAUAAAAUCUAACCAAGUGUGAUAUUGCAGAUACUUUUUUUUUAGUAAUUAUUAUUCGUUUUAAUUUAAAAAUGUCUUGGUUAUCACAAAUUGUCGGUGUCGCUGUAAAUUUAUUGUUUGUUCCAUUUUCUGAUAAUGGUACUCCGAAUCAGUUGGCAAGAAGUGAUAAUUCUUAUUUUCCCUUUGAUAUUUUGAGGACAAUGGAACAGCCCUGUCGUACUUAUACUUUCGAAAUGGGUGAGAAUGAAAUGAAAUUGACAGCUCUUGCCCGAGGAUUUUGUUCGAAUUGUUGUCCGGCUAAAAUACAAAGAGAUAUACGAUUUGUGGCUUAUUCUAAGAAUAAUCCAAACGGUGUACCAAUAAACAACUUAAGACCAGGAGAUGCCCUCAAAGCCGGAGUGAAUGGUUCCAUACCAACCGUUAUAUUCAUCCACGGUUUUUCUGAAGCUUCUCCAGGACAUAGCGGACAAACCAUAUUGGACGCUUAUUUAACAAGACCCGAACCUCGCAAUAUAAUCCUGUUGGAUUGGUCAGAACUGGCAACAUUUCCAUGGUAUCAAGUAGCAGUUACAAACUCAAAACUGGCUACUAUAAGACUCAAGAAAUUUAUCGAAAUAUUUCACAAAAGUGGCGAGAUUCCAAUAUGGAAUUUACAUGUAAUAGGCUUCAGUCUCGGCGGUCAUAUCGCAGGUGUUGCUGGAAAAAUACUCAGAGAUGGAUUGAAGAUACCCAGAAUAACUGGACUGGAUCCAGCUUUACCGGAAUUUUCUCUUAAAGAUCCAUCCAAAAGAUUAUCAAAAGAAUCUGCGGAAUAUGUCGAUGUAAUUCACACUGACGCUGGUGUAUUUGGUUUUCCUUUAGCUUUAGGACACGCCGACUUCUUCCCUAACGGUGGACGAGCUCUGCAACCAGGAUGCCAACCCAGUUAUUUAGUUAAACAACGUAUAGUAGAUCAAGUUGUUGCUUGCAGCCAUAUAAGAGCAUGGAAAUUAUACGCUGAAUCAGUGAUUGACGAAAAAGCCUUCCCCGCGACCAGUUGCCCGCUUUGGAGAGGACCAAACAAACAAUGCGAAUUUAAACCUGAAGCUUAUAUGGGUUUCGCGAAUAACAAUUCAACGUUUGGUUCAUAUUAUUUAAUUACCCAUGAAAGUAAACCAUACGGAAGAAGAAUGGCCAAAUGAAAGGAUAAUUGACUAGUUCUACUGAUAGAUAUACUAGUUGAAUGCCAAAGAAAACAGCAAUAUUACCAAAAACUUCAAAGUCACGGUUGAAAUUAUUCAAAAAGUCUAUUAUUUCCAAUAUUUACUUUAUGAAUUUUAUUUUUAAAAUAUUGAUUGUUAAUAGAUCUCUAGUGCGUUAAAAUAUCAAUAAGGGCACUAUUCAAAGUUCGUUCAUACUACCGAGUUGAAGUAAAACUAUGUACCUCGAACCAAACACGUACUCAAUGUCUGUGAUGAAAUUUUAAAAUAAAACUUACGAUUUUCAA